This is a messenger RNA of Gilbertella persicaria, 519 nucleotides long. Its product is annotated as adaptor-related protein complex 3 sigma 1 subunit, isoform CRA_a. Gene Ontology annotation, cellular component: intracellular membrane-bounded organelle; membrane coat; AP-3 adaptor complex. The transcript has 4 exons. The record is from RefSeq and is a predicted model, not a curated record. NCBI's taxonomy places the organism in Eukaryota, Fungi, Mucoromycota, Mucoromycetes, Mucorales, Choanephoraceae. The coding region runs from base 1 to 519 and encodes 172 amino acids. Gene Ontology annotation, biological process: intracellular protein transport; Golgi to vacuole transport.
AUGAUUAAAUCAGUGCUUAUAUUUAAUAAUCACGGUAAACCACGUCUUAUUAAGUUUUACCAACAAAUUGACAUUGCAACACAACAAGCACUUGUACAAGAGAUCUUUUCACUUGUUUCAAAAAGACCAGAUACAGCUUGUAACUUUCUGGAAGGCAGUAAAUUACUCGGUGGAAAAGAUACACGCGUUAUUUAUAGACACUACGCCACACUUUACUUUGUGUUUGUUGUGGAUGAAAGUGAGAGUGAACUCGGUAUUUUAGAUUUAAUUCAGGUGUUUGUAGAGAGUUUGGAUCGAUGUUUUGAGAAUGUAUGCGAACUAGACUUGAUCUUCCAUUUUGAUGAGGUUCAUGCUAUUCUUGCCGAGAUUAUUCAAGGUGGUCUUGUUUUAGAAACAAAUAUGAAUGAAAUAGUGUCAGCGAUAAACGAAAUGAACAGAGCCAAAAAGAAAACAGGUGUUACAGCAAGUGCAUUAAGUUUAAGGGCAACAGAGACAUUGAGAAAUGGGUUUCGUCAUUAA